AUGAUUGACGAGACGGCUGGCACCGGGCUUUGCCUCUGCCAGCAGGACGCCUACCUGCGUUCAUUAACCACAACCGUCGUGAGAUGCUUCCCCGUCGAAACCCCUCCUCCUUCCCGCCACCCGCAUCCACCUUUAUCUGCGGCCGCUGCCAAAGGUGUCAGAAAAGACAACAAGGCCAAGGGCGGCUCCGCCAAGCCGCCAGGCUGCAGCAGCAACACCCCUCUGGUUGCGGAGGGACCGAAACCCGCGAUUGCCGUGACAGCAGAUGGUACGGCAACAGGCUCGUCGCCAUCACCGCCAUUACCGUGCAGUGGUGGGACCCCUGGCCUGGGCCGUUAUGAAGUCUACCUGGCUGAGACGCCCAUGUUCCCGGAGAGCGGGGGUCAACCCUGCGAUAUAGGGCAGCUGUUCGUUGUCCCAUCGGCCGAUCAGGCUGUGGGGGUCCGGAGCUGGCCUGUGGUGAAUGUGGUGGCGGUGAUGUGGAAGGAGGGCGCCCUGUGCCACCUGACGGAUGCCUCCCUGGAGCCGGGAACCCGAGUGGAGGUACGGUUGGACUGGCAACGGCGGUACGACCACAUGCAGCAACACACCGGCCAGCACGUGUUCUCUGCGGUGGCUGAUUUGUUGCUGGGUGCGGACACCGCCAGCUGGGAGCUGCAUCCGCUGGACCCGGAGACCCACGGGUCGGGAGACUAUGGAUGUGUGGCAGUGGACCUUACUGUGCCACAGCUCUCUGCAGAGCAGUUGUUGGAGUUAGAGGCGCGCGCCAAUGCGGAGCUGCGGGCGCUGCGUCCCGUGACCCCCCUGGUGUUGGACCCACGGGUCGCUGCUGACAUGGAGCGCAUGGAGGUGCUGCAGCGGGAUCCCACGUUCCGAGGCCAGCUGCCUCCCGCAGACAAGAUCAAGGGUGGCAAGGUGCGGCUGGUGCACGUGGAGGGGCUUGACGCGAACGCGUGCGGAGGUGAGGUGAGUACGGGUGAAGUACAGGUCCUCAAGGUGGUGGGCGCGGAACGCACCCGGGGGCACACGCGGGUUCGUGUCAUGUGCGGCGGACGGGCGCUGGCAGCGCUGGCGGGCUGCCUAACGCGAGAGGCGGCACUCACAGCCAAGCUGACGUGUCCACCGUGGCGACACGCCGACAUGGUGGAGCUGCUGCUCAGGGACCGCCGCGAGGGCGCCAAGGCCCGCAAGCUGCUUGCGGCUGAGCUGGCGGAGCGCCUGGGGCGGGAGCUGGCGCAGGACGGCUUUGCUGCCGCAGCUUCCAGCUCGGAGUCUGCGUCUCUUGGUCUGGGUGCCCCUGACCGCCUGAGCUGGGCCGUCCUGCACCGCCCCGCCAGCGAUCUGGACUUCCUAUCGCUGGUGGCGGCGGCGGCGCUGGAGGCGGCUUCGGAGAUGCAGGUGCUGCUGCUGACCACGGACAACACGGAUCCCCAACCUCAGCAGCAACGGCAGCAGCAGGUGGCCUCAGGAGAUGGCAAAGGUGCAUCAGGAGUGGAGGACAGUUUGGAGGUGAUGUUUCUUGUGGCUGGGCGGCCUGAUCUGGUGAAGGUGAUAGGGCCGAGAGUGGCAGAGGCGCUUGGGGGACGAGCUCAUAAAGUUUAUCAAAGAUUUGAUAACAUUCCUCGCAGGUUCCAGGGCAAAGCGAUUGGCUUGUUUCGAUUACCGUCGGCUGUCCAGGCAUUCAAGGAGGCCGCGGGACUCGCAACGGUGCAUUUAUUGGCUAUCAUGAAACGCAACUUCGUCAUUAAACUGCGACCAGACCUGGCGCCCGACACAUGUCUGCUGGUCUGGGAGCUGGCGCAAAAAGCCAACUGCCCCGGCUGCAAUUUCUACCGCCACGAGCCAGUGCCGAUGAACUGGGGCCAGGAGGGUUUCUACGGUCCUCCCUACGCCCUGCUUCAGGGGAGUCUGCAGGAUCUGGCUCGGCAGCCGCCCUUUGAAAAUGCACAGAAAUUGCAAGUAAACCAACCCUUUCCAGGCUUCAAUUUCGCCAUUACCCACCGCUCCCACGUCCUUAACCUUAUCCCACCCUUCCUGGCCCCUUCCCUUGUUCCCACUCCAUCCCAUCACUGCACCCACCCUAGGAAGGGCCACGUCUGCAUCAUCCCCAACUGCAAGGAGUUCUUCAUUGCCACCGCGGACCACCCGGAGUGGGGAGCCAGCCACACCAUCUUUGGGGAGGUGGAGGACCUAUCCGCGGAGCCCUCCUACCCCUUUGAGCCCUUCCACACCGCCACAAACAGCGACAAGAUCACAACUCGCUGGUUGGACAACGCAUACGCCUUCAACCUCACGGCCAUUGAGCCCGUGGCCUUGCCAGCGCCGGCGGCCUACACGCACCUACAGCUCCAUCAGGGGUUACAGCAGCAGCAGCAACAGCAGCAGAAACAGCAAUCAGAUGUAAGACAACAGCAGCAGCAUUUGCUGUUGGACAUUCUGCCUGGUAUCAGCCCGGGGGUUCUCCUGGACAGGAUGGAAGCCUCAUCGUGA
Molecule: messenger RNA, 2490 nt
Organism: Volvox carteri f. nagariensis
Lineage: Eukaryota; Viridiplantae; Chlorophyta; Chlorophyceae; Chlamydomonadales; Volvocaceae
Exons: 17
Coding region: 1-2490 (829 amino acids)
Biological process (GO): regulation of translational fidelity
Molecular function (GO): Ser-tRNA(Ala) deacylase activity; nucleotide binding
Source: RefSeq, a predicted model, not a curated record